Molecule: messenger RNA, 1233 nt
Organism: Humulus lupulus (European hop)
Lineage: Eukaryota; Viridiplantae; Streptophyta; Magnoliopsida; Rosales; Cannabaceae
Product: rac-like GTP-binding protein 5
Exons: 7
Coding region: 294-947 (217 amino acids)
Biological process (GO): small GTPase-mediated signal transduction; actin filament organization; cortical cytoskeleton organization
Cellular component (GO): cytoskeleton; cell cortex; cell projection
Molecular function (GO): protein kinase binding; GTPase activity; GTP binding
Source: RefSeq, a predicted model, not a curated record
UAUAUAAAUUGCCUCUUUGACAGCUCAAAUUAAAGUAGUUUCACUAAUACCUAAGUCUUAUCUAUGCCCCGCCAAAAGCUCCCAGCAAAUAUUUUGUUUAUAUUAUUUUUCUUAAAAUCAUUUCAAUACAAAAAAAAAAAAAAAGUCAUCCAUUCUUUCUUUCUUUCUUUCUCUUCAAGUUUUAGUCUUUUUGACCCCCAAAACUGAGUUGUUAAUUAGACUAGAAAAUAGAGAAGAAGAAAGAACAAAAAAACUGAGACUUUUCCAGAAAAAUUGCAGAUUGAGAAUUCCAAAUGGCUAAUCAGAAUUGUAGAACUACAACGACAACAUUAAGCAAAGGAACUACAUCAUCAUCAUCAAAAAAUUCUAAGUUCAUCAAAUGUGUGACAGUUGGUGAUGGUGCCGUUGGCAAGACUUGUCUUCUUAUCUCAUACACCAGCAACACUUUCCCAACUGAUUAUGUUCCAACUGUUUUUGACAAUUUCAGCGCCAAUAUCACAGUUGAUGGAAAGACAGUGAAUCUGGGUUUGUGGGAUACUGCUGGUCAAGAGGACUAUAACAGACUGAGGCCCCUUAGCUACAGAGGAGCUGAUGUUUUUCUUCUUGCUUUUUCCCUUAUAAGUAGGCCAAGUUAUGAGAACAUAUCAAAGAAAUGGAUCCCAGAGCUGAGACAUUAUGCACCAUCAGUGCCCAUUAUUCUAGUGGGGACCAAACUAGAUCUGAGGGAGGACGAACAAUUCCUAAGGGAUUAUCCUGGAGCACAUACCAUUUCUACACAGCAGGGUGAAGAUCUAAAGAAGCAAAUUGGAGCUACGGCCUACUUAGAGUGCAGCUCAAAGACACAAGAGAAUGUGAAGGGGGUAUUUGAUGCUGCAAUCAAAUUGGCUAUGCACCCUCCAAAGUCCAAGAAGCAUAAAUCAAAUCGGAAGGGCUGUAGUGUUUUUUGAAUAUAUAAAUAUAUAUAUAUAUAUUUAUAUAUUACUCUCAAUUCAAAUGUACUUCUAUUCAUUCUUUUCUUUUUUGUGAGCUCUCUCUCUCUCUCUCGCUAAUUAAUGUGUUUUUUACAGAAAAUUUUAUGUGUUCAUAUCUGUUUUGAUUCUUUCUCUUUGAGUAUGUAUUGUAUAGUAUAUAUAUGUACGUGUUCUCAGUUUAUUAGAACUCAAAUAAUCUUAUGUUUAUUUUAGAUUUGGUUGGUUAAAACUCCAAAUUGUACUAUCAAUGAAAAAUUAUAUU